UCACUGUGGAAAUAAGACAGAGUCAAAGAGGAGCUCCAACUCAACUGGUCAGCCAAAGCUAUUGUCUGUCUGAUAUUUCAAGGACAGACCUUCUACAGGGAUAGACUAUUCUUUUAUACUGAAAGCGAUCAAAAGAUUUGGAUAAAUCUAGAAAAUGUCAAAAGUAAAUUUGAGCAUAGUGGCUUUGGGGGUCACACUGCUCCUUUUGGCUGAGACAUGGGCCCAGAAUCCCAGGAAGAGACUGGCACUUCCAAAGCCUCCCAAGGCUCAGUGCUGUGAUGAGGUGCGCUCUCUCAAGGUUCAGGUGGCCAAUCUGACUAGUCUCCUCGAAGAGAUGAGUCGCAAGCAGGAGACAGACUUGAUGAGCAUUGUGAGGCAAAUAAGGGAGCUGGACAAGCAAAAUCGGCAGCAAGAAACACGGGUCACGGAGGCAGAAGGCAAGUACUCAGAGAUCAACAACCGUGUGGAGAUCAUGCAGCUACAAACCCUGCAGUCUGCUACUCAGACUUCAUCAGAUGCCACAUAUGACUGUGCAUCCCUGUACAGCAAGAACUACAAGAUUUCUGGCGAGUACAAACUGCCUAAAGAUGAGUUUCUGGGUACACCUGAGCUCAACGUCUUCUGUGACAUGGAGACAAAUGGAGGUGGUUGGACUUUGAUCCAAAGGCGCAAAAUCGGCCUGACAUCAUUCAACCGUGACUGGAAGCAGUACAAAAGUGGAUUUGGAUCCAUCCGCGGAGACUUCUGGCUCGGCAAUGACAACAUCUUCCGUCUAACAAGGCAGCCCAGUAUGCUUAGGAUUGAGAUGGAGGACUGGAAUGGAGAGACACGCUAUGCCCAGUAUGGCUUUUUCACCGUGGGUAAUGAGCUAAACAGCUACAAGCUCUUCCUUGCCAACUACAGCGGGAACGCUGGGGACUCCUUGCGCUACCACAACAACACCAACUUCAGCACCGUCAACAAGGACAAUGACAAAUGUGUGGAUGACUGUGCUUCCCUGCGCAAAGGUGGCUACUGGUACAACUGCUGCACUGACUCAAACUUGAAUGGCGUUUUUUACCGCUACGGUCAGCACAUAACAAAGAACGCAGAUGGGAUCACUUGGUAUGGCUGGCACGGGUCCAACUACUCCCUCAAGAAAGUGGAGAUGAAGGUCCGGCCAGUGGAUUUUCAACCAUAAGUGCUUCAGCUGUGUGUCCUGGACCAAGAUCAUAUGCAUGACGGCUGAGAGAUCUCACUAAUACCCGUUCAACCAAAUUGUGCUUUCCCAGGACUGCGAAA
Messenger RNA from Etheostoma cragini (Arkansas darter), 1281 nucleotides. RefSeq names its product angiopoietin-like 7 (gene angptl7). Lineage: Eukaryota; Metazoa; Chordata; Actinopteri; Perciformes; Percidae. The transcript has 5 exons. The record is from RefSeq and is a predicted model, not a curated record. The coding region runs from base 155 to 1180 and encodes 341 amino acids.